AAACGGCUCAUUGUACAAAAUUUUGCGACGAUUACCAGUGAGCAAGUUGCACGGUUAUUAUUCGUCGUUUCGAGGUCUCUGUGGUUGAAAAUACAUUUUCAGACUGUAAAAUUUACAUUAACCAACCAUGGGUUGUGAUGGGGGUACGAUUCCACGACGGGAUGAAUUGGUUAGGAUGAAAAAGAAACCAGAGCAGAAAGAUAAAGACAUGGCAACUGCUGCAAAAUGGCAACAUUGUGCACUUACUCAAGAAAAACUACGAGCUCCAAUUGUGGCAUGUGAACUUGGAAGGCUAUAUAACAAGGAAGCUGUGAUUGAAUUUUUGUUGGACAAAAGUAAAUUUGAGGGAGCAAGUAGUUCCCAACAUAUUAAAGGAUUAAAGGAUGUCAGAGAGUUGAAAUUGACAGAGAACCCUGCCUUCACCAAGGAAGUGGCUGAGAAGGGGAAUGCGUACAUAGACAUGCAACUGUCUAAAUACAUUUGCCCAGUGGUGGGGUUGGAAAUGAAUGGAAGAUACAAUUUUUGCUUUCCCUGGAGCUGUGGCUGUGUGGUUUCUGAGAGAGCCAUGAAGGAAGUAAAGUCAGAAAAUUGCCACAAAUGUGGGAAACCUUUUAAAAGUGAUGAUGUUGUGGUAUUGAAUGGAAAUGAGGAAGAAGUUGAACAAAUGAAGAAGAAUAUGGAACACAGAAGACUUCAAGCAAAGCUGGAGAAAAAAGCCAAAAAAUCAGGAAAACAUAAGGCAUCUGCAGCAGUUGGGAGCAGUGAAGAUUUGGUUGUAGAUAACAAAAGAAGUAAAUUGGAUUUGCCCAGCACAAGUAAACCUGGCGUAGUAUCUACUUCAGAUACAUUUAUGUCAUCUAGCAAGUUGACCAAUGGCAGACUGGAUGACAAAGCAGGCAAGGAACUUAAAAAGACAUCCAAUGGGAAGUUGGGUGAGAAAGAGGUUAAAUCUAAGAGUAUCCAGUCAGACCCAACUACAAGCAAAGUGUUUAAAUCCCUUUUUACAUCCAGUGAGGCAGCUAAGAAGCAACCCUCAGCUCAUUGGGUUACGUAUAACCCCUGUUAUAAUUGACAAAAUUCAAUAUAUGAAAAGCAGAGGAAUUACAAAUCAACUUCAAAUUUGAUUAUGAUAAACAUUUUGAUUUUAAAAUGAAAAAUACAUCAUGGGUCCCUGGGACCAGGAGCCAUUGGAGGGUAUAUUUGAUACUUUACAGAACUGACAGUUGAAAUUAACUAAAAGUAGACUGAAGUACCUGUCAUCAGUGCAUUCAUUGUAUAUUUUUACCCUUUUUUAUUUACUUCAUUGUAUUUUAUUACAUGGAAAACUUAUUAAAGGUGAAUAAAAACUUAAAUUUGAGAAGAAUGGGAA
Lingula anatina is the source of this 1369-nucleotide messenger RNA. Its product is annotated as replication termination factor 2. The record is from RefSeq and is a predicted model, not a curated record. Gene Ontology annotation, biological process: mitotic DNA replication termination. Lineage: Eukaryota; Metazoa; Brachiopoda; Lingulata; Lingulida; Lingulidae. Gene Ontology annotation, cellular component: nucleus.